This is a messenger RNA of Jaculus jaculus (lesser Egyptian jerboa), 4296 nucleotides long. RefSeq names its product low density lipoprotein receptor (gene Ldlr). The transcript has 18 exons. The record is from RefSeq and is a predicted model, not a curated record. The coding region runs from base 107 to 2677 and encodes 856 amino acids. Gene Ontology annotation, molecular function: calcium ion binding; protein binding. NCBI's taxonomy places the organism in Eukaryota, Metazoa, Chordata, Mammalia, Rodentia, Dipodidae.
CUCACUUUGGCAUGCUACAAAUGACACUGGCCCCCGGCGCGUAGUCACCUCCGGUCGGGUGCAGUGCGGGAGUCGGGGUGGCACGCUGCAGGCAAAGGUUGUGAACAUGAGUCCUACGGCCUGGGCGCAACGCUGGGCCGCCGCCCUGCUUCUCGUCGCCGCCGCCGCCGCCGGGGCUGCAGUGGAAAACAAGUGCAGCAGGAAUGAGUUCCAGUGCCAGGAUGGGAGAUGCAUCUCCAUCAAGUGGGUGUGUGAUGGCAGUGCUGAGUGCCAGGAUGGCUCUGAUGAAUUGGAAGAGACAUGCAUGUCUGUCACCUGCAAAUCAGAGGAUUUCCGCUGUGGAGGUCGUGUCAACCGCUGUAUUCCUAACAUCUGGAGAUGUGAUGGUCAAAUUGACUGCGAGAAUGGCUCAGAUGAGUUAGGCUGUGCCCCUAAGACAUGCUCCCAGGAAGAGUUCCGCUGCCACGACGGCAAGUGUAUCGCUCACCAGUUCCUGUGCGACGGGGACCGGGACUGUCUGGAUGGCUCGGAUGAGGCCUUGUGUCCAGCAACCACCUGCGGCCCUGCGAGCUUCCGUUGCAACUCCUCCACCUGCAUUCCCAAGCUGUGGGCCUGCGACCAAGAUCCUGACUGUGAGGAUGGUUCUGAUGAGUGGCCCCAGCACUGCGGGGGCCACGACAUGUCCUCCUCCCCAGGGGACAACAAUCCCUGCUCGAACCUCGAAUUCCACUGUCGCAGCGGAGAGUGCAUCCACAUCAGCUGGCUGUGUGAUGGCGGCUUUGACUGCAAAGACAAGUCUGAUGAAGAAAACUGUGCUGUGGCCACCUGCCGCCCUGAUGAAUUCCAGUGCUCUGAUGGCCCGUGCAUCCACGGCAGCCGGCAGUGUGACCGAGAAUAUGACUGCAAGGACAUGAGUGACGAACUCGGCUGCAUCAAUGUGACGCUGUGUGAGGGCCCCAACAAUUUCAAGUGCCUAAGUGGUGAAUGCAUCACCAUGGACAAAGUGUGCAACUCAGCCCGGGACUGCCGUGACUGGUCAGACGAGCCCAUAAAGGAAUGCAAGACCAAUGAGUGCUUAGAUAGCAAUGGUGGCUGUUCCCACGUCUGCAAUGACCUCAAGAUCGGCUAUGAGUGCUUGUGUCCCAGUGGCUUCCGGCUGGUGGACCGACACAAAUGCGAAGAUAUUGAUGAGUGUCAGGAGCCAGACGCUUGCAGCCAGUUGUGCGUGAACCUGGUGGGCAGCUACAAGUGUGAGUGUAAUGCAGGUUUCCAGAUGGACCCCCACACAAGGACAUGCAAGGGUGUGGGGUCUAUCGCCUACCUCCUCUUUACCAACCGCCACGAGGUAAGGAAGAUGACACUGGAUCGGAGCGAGUACACAAGCCUCAUUGCUAACCUGAAGAAUGUGGUCGCUCUGGACACAGAGGUGGCCAGCAACAGAAUCUACUGGUCUGACCUGUCUCAAAGAAAGAUCUACAGCACCCAGAUCGACACAGCCCCUGACAUGUCCUAUGACACUGUCAUCAGCGGGGACCUGCAGGCUCCAGACGGGCUGGCUGUAGAUUGGAUCCAUGGCAAUAUAUACUGGACUGAUUCUGUCCUGGGCAGUGUAUCUGUGGCUGAUACCAAAGGCCUGAGGAGGAGGACGCUGUUUCAAGAGAAAGGCUCCAAGCCCAGGGCCAUCGUGGUUGAUCCUGUGAACGGCUUCAUGUACUGGACAGAUUGGGGGACCCCCGCCAAGAUCAAGAAAGGGGGCCUCAAUGGUGUGGACAUAUACUCCCUAGUGACAGAAGAUAUCCAAUGGCCCAAUGGCAUCACACUGGAUCUUUCCAGCAGCCGCCUCUACUGGGUUGACUCCAAACUCCACUCCAUCUCCAGCAUCGAUGUCAACGGGGGCAAUCGGAAGACCAUCUUGGAGGAUGCGAAGCGGCUAGCCCACCCCUUCUCCUUGGCCAUCUUCGAGGAUAAGGUGUUUUGGACAGACAUCAUGAAUGAAGCCAUUUUCAGUGCCAAUCGCCUCACAGGCUCAGAUGUUAAUUUGGUGGCUGAAAACCUCUUGUCGCCAGAGGAUAUUGUCCUAUUCCACAAUAUCACACAGCCAAAAGGGGUGAAUUGGUGUGAGAAAGCAGCCCUCCCCAAUGGUGGCUGCCAGUACCUGUGUCUGCCGGCUCCACAGAUCAAUCCCCACUCCCCCAAGUUCACUUGUGUCUGUCCAGAUGGCAUGCUUCUGAGCAAGGACAUGAGGAGCUGCCUCCCAGAGGUCACUUCUGUCCUGACCACCCGGGAGCCGUCUACCACCAGGCCUGUGGUCAGCACUACAGCCAGGAGGCCCACAGACAGCACUUCUGGGGCUCUUGACAUCCCUGGGCUCGGCACAAUGGAGUCGGUGACGAUGUCCCGCCAAGUCCAGGGAAACGCCGCCAGUAGAGGGCAUGAGGAGCAGCCACACAGCGUGGGCGCCUUGUCCAUCGUCCUCCCCAUUGUGCUCAUUGUUCUCCUCUGCUUUGGGGCCUUCUUGGUCUGGAAGAACUGGAGGCUGAAGAACAUCAACAGCAUUAACUUUGACAACCCCGUGUACCAGAAGACCACGGAGGACGAGGUCCACAUUUGCCGUCACCAGGACGGCUAUACCUACCCCUCGAGACAAAUGGUCAGCCUGGAGGACGACGUGGCGUGAGCCGCUGCCCAGAGCUUUGUCCCCAGCCCCGUGGCUGUGCACUUCCCUGCCCAAGACCGAUCCUGACACGUCGGUGGCCGACCGUUUUGCUCAGAGCAAGAAAAGACCAAAGGUGCCGCGGUGACUGAGCGCAGCCGUCUGUCCUCCCGGACUCUGUUUUAUAUAUUUAUUCCUCUGGGAGGCAGGACGGGCUGCCUGCUGUGCCCAUGGAAUGGGUUCCAGCUGGGACUUCUGUCUGUCCGUUCUAAGAGGAAGAAGAGAGAAGCCCAGAGUGAGACGGCAUCUCGGGUCCUGUAGGUGACUCUGCCCCUCUCUACCGCCGCUUGAAGGAUGAAAAAGCAGGGAGAACAUGUGACAGCAAGUGCUACCGGCCGUUGCCCUCCACAGACCCCCAAACUCAGGACUACAUGUGUUUACCUCUGCCUUGCCCCUUAACCAGUUAGCCUUGGCCUUGCCACCCCAAAUCAGGUCUUUGAAGCCAGGCUUGUGCCCUACGUAAGCCAGAAAGUAGCCUGUGAGGGGUGGUGGUGUGUGGUUGGGCCGGGGGCCAGCAGCUGCCACGACCCAGCCCAGCGCGCUCAUCAGCCAAAAGCUUUGCUAGUUUUCCAAGGAGCUGCCUGACUCACCCGUCCCCCUUAAUAUUUAUAAAGUGCCUGAGACCCAGUUACCUUGCUCAGGACACGCAGCCUCUGCUUGCUGAGAACAUCCUACAGCCCUGGUGAAGCUCUCAACCUUCCCGCAUCUUGUGUCCUCUGCUCUCCUUGCAUCGUUCAGGGUUGUGUAUGGGUUAAUUCGACAUUCCUGUUCUUUGCACUGCUUUCUAUCCUGUGUGUCAGGUUGGGAUCACGGACUGGAGGAGUCUGUGUUGAUGAGUAAUGGGAAGGGGGGCAUGCCGAGGAAAGAAAAGGUCUGGUUAGCUUGUGGGGGGCGGCUCACGCCUAUAAUCUCAGCACUCAGUAGGUGGAGGCAGGAGGAUUACCAUGAGUUUGAGACCUGGACAACAGAGAACCGAGUUCCAGGCUAGCUAGGCUAGAGUGAGACUCUGUCUCCAAAAAACCACAAAAAAACAAACGUUUUCAGGCCAGCCUGAAACUAUAGAGUGUUUCCAAGUCAGCCUGGGCUAAAAUGAGACCUCAAAAAAAAAAAAAAAAAGAACAGGAACAAGUUGAUCAGGACUUCAUAGCCAUGACUACAAACAUUUGGAAUAGCCAUUUCCUCCUCCUCCUCCUUUUUUCUUCAGUGUGUGGGUAGAACUCAGGGCCCUUUGGGUGCUGUCCAAGUACUCUACCACUGAGCUACACCCUCAGCCCCCUCACCUGCUUGACUUUUGCCCUGUUGGUGUUUGCACUUCUAUACCAACACCACAGAGUUAUUAAUCUCCUUGAAAGAGCAGUGGUCCAACACAGAUUCAGCAGAAAUGUGUGUGGCCAAGCAGGGCGUGGAGGCACAAACCUGUCAUCCCAGUAUUGAGCACUAGGGAAGCUGAGGCAAGUGGAUUGCCAUGAGUUUAAAGCAAACCUGACCUGUAACAUGUGACCUUGUCUUGGAAAAAAAAAAGUGAGAAAAACUUAAAACCAGUGUGGGUGUACACAUCUAUGAUCCUGAACUCUUAAGGUAAA